Messenger RNA from Girardinichthys multiradiatus, 2982 nucleotides. It is a transcript of the gene pcyt1ba, whose product is annotated as phosphate cytidylyltransferase 1B, choline a. The record is from RefSeq and is a predicted model, not a curated record. Gene Ontology annotation, biological process: CDP-choline pathway. Bases 97 to 1182 code for a protein of 361 amino acids. Gene Ontology annotation, molecular function: phosphatidylcholine binding; choline-phosphate cytidylyltransferase activity. NCBI's taxonomy places the organism in Eukaryota, Metazoa, Chordata, Actinopteri, Cyprinodontiformes, Goodeidae. The transcript is spliced from 8 exons.
GGAGCAAGACGGACAUAUUCCGACAUAUACAGUCACACAAAAAACAAAGAAAAAACAGGACGAAAGUAAUUUAUUUCAGUCUACAGCUGGAGCAAGAUGGUGAAACAGCGUCGCGUCAGAGCGCACCCCUGCUGUGCUGCUGUGUCGCCUCUUUGUUUCAGAAGAGGAUCAUGGAAGACUCUCACCGAGCCUGCCAUCUUUGCUACGGAGACCAGCUGUGACUGUCACGCGCCUCACGAGAAGCUCAGCAUCGCUCAGGCCCGCAGAGGCACCCCAGUCGACCGACCGGUCAGAGUCUACGCGGAUGGCAUCUUUGACCUGUUCCACUCUGGCCACGCUCGUGCUCUUAUGCAGGCCAAGAAACUGUUUCCAAACACAUAUCUCAUAGUAGGAGUGUGCAGUGAUGAGCUGACCCAUAAGUACAAGGGUUUCACAGUCAUGACGGAACAUGAACGUUACGAAGCCCUGAGGCACUGCCGCUACGUAGACGAAGUUCUGAGAGAUGCACCGUGGACUCUCACGCCAGAGUUCCUUGAGAAACAUAAGAUCGAUUUUGUGGCUCAUGAUGAUAUCCCGUACUCUUCAGCAGGAACUGAGGACGUUUACAAACACAUCAAAGAAGCAGGGAUGUUCGUCCCCACACAACGGACAGAAGGGAUCUCCACCUCUGACAUAAUUACCAGAAUUGUCCGAGACUAUGAUGUCUACGCCCGACGCAAUCUGCAGCGGGGCUACACGGCUAAGGAGCUUAAUGUCAGCUACAUCAACGAGAAGAAGUAUCGGUUGCAGAACCAGGUAGAUCGCAUGAAGGAAAAGGUUCGAACUGUUGAAGAAAAGAGCAAACAUUUUGUUUACCGCGUGGAGGAGAAGAGUCACGAUCUCAUCCAGAAAUGGGAAGAAAAAUCUAGAGAAUUUAUUGGCAACUUCCUAGAACUUUUUGGACCUGACGGGACGUGGAAACAAGUGUUUCAGGAACGCAGUGGUCGGAUGCUGUCCUAUGCUAUGUCACCCAGGGAAUCACCUUGCAACAGCCCUCCUCGUGAACUGUCCCCCCUGCGCUCCCCCUCCCCUCCGUCGCCCCCUGCCCGCUGGUACAACGCCCGACCCUCGCCCCCGAACUCCCCCAAGGGAGCGUCUGCCUCGAUGAGCAGCAUGAGUGAAGGCAAUGAAGACGAGAAGUAGAUGGAUACAGACAGAUACGUUUCACUACACAGUACACUGUGGGAACACUUCACCAAAAACACUUUUCUUCAAACAGAACCAGGUUUCCUCAGAGAUGUUACAGAUUUGCAAUGCUGGCAUUGAUCAGGGGAAUUGAAGGUUUGAGCUGCAGAGCUAAUAAAAAAAGCCAUCAUUGUCUGGAGAACCAAGCAGACAGAAGGAUGAAAGGGGAAGAAGAGGAUGUGGAUUCAUUGUAUGUAUUCAAUGUCACCGUUUUUAUACAAGGACAAUAAUCUUGUGCAAUAUCUGUAGAGAGGACUUGCUGUGGAUUGUCUAGAGUGAACACAGACACUCAAACAGCCUGCUUAUAAUAUCACUGGAUUGUUUAUUGUCCUGCUUUUUGCCCUCGUAAGAUGCCAACCUUCCCUACAAUUUCACUCUAAAAUAUAGGCAGACAGAUAGUUACAGACCCGGUGCCCCACACUGAGAGCUUGGAAUAGCAAAAAGGAUACAGUAGGCAAGCAGAACACAUUGUUAUUGCUGGUUUGUACCAUUUUUGUAAAUGUGACGGCCAAAAAAACUGAGACUUGAUUAUUUUGCAAAGAAUUAUGAUUCAAAUUAAAAUUUCUACAUUCACAAAUUUGUUGACACACCUGGUAAAGAUGUAUAAAAAGCCGUAAAAUAAAAUCAUCCUGGUUUGCACAGAUAAUCUCACAGUGAAAAAAAUAGGAUAAUCCAGCCUAUAAUUUGACUACAUUUGUCCAGUGGAGAGUAAAUCCAAUGUUAGGAAAUAAAAUAACUGCUGGCACAAUUUUUGAUACCACUGCUCUUUGUAUGCCCUGCUUCCCAAUAAGAAACCAUGUAAAUUCUCCCUUGGAAGAGAAACAAGCCCACAGCAUCACAGAUCCUCCACCGUACUUAACAGUGGACAUGUAUUUUUUCUUAUAUUUGUUCUUUGUUUCUCACACCAAACCCACCACGAGUAUUUUUUUUUACUGAAAACCUCAAUGUCAGUCCAAGUUAAAAUCCCUGCAGAGUUUAGCAAACUCUCAUCCUCAUUCCCAAACAUCCUUUUGGCAAGUAGAUCAUAUUUGGGGGUUGUUAUUCAAACUUGGUGACACAAGGAUGCCACUCUUUGCUGCAAAAGUAAAGAUUUGUUUUAGCUCCCUUGGCAUCCUUAUUGUGCCUGAUGGCAACAUAAACAUGCGUCCUCUUUACUAGUAGCUAAAAGAAAUAGGCCUCUGUCUCAUGUCAGAUUUAUGCCCAAAGGUAACAGAAACUCAUGAAUUGUUCAUUUGAAUUUCAGAAAAAUUCUAAUAAACUUAAUAAAAUUCAAGUAUAAAUAGAAAAAAAAUGAUUUGGUUUCUAUUGUUUUAAAGGAAUUGUUGGUGGUUCAAAUAAUUAUGCCUAUGAUUUUACUAAAAACAAUGAUUUCUUAACAUGGAUUUUUUUCCUGCCCACUGAUUAAAUUGUCCUCAAAUUAAAGGUUCGAUUUUUUCAAAUCUCUAAAUAUGAUGUCAUGCUGCUACAGCGAACUGUUAUUUUGAGGCUUUUUAAACAUCUUUACCUGGGGCGCCACGCUCCACUUAAUUGCUUUCUUUAGAAACUCACCCAAUCUUUGUUUACCUCAGGUCUGCUUGCCCAUACCAACCCAGUCCAAACUAUCUUCCAUCCCAACUAAAUUAUAACUUCAAUGCAAUAUAGACAGGGGAAAUGUCCUGGGCGAUAAUUUCCAUAUGUAAAAACUUUUAAAUUGUCUUUUUUUAGUCACCAUUGUUGAGAAGGCUUAACAUGUUAAUAAAAAUGUAGAAUGUAAAUUAC